Penicillium verhagenii is the source of this 3195-nucleotide messenger RNA. Its product is annotated as ribonuclease Z. Gene Ontology annotation, molecular function: 3'-tRNA processing endoribonuclease activity. Gene Ontology annotation, cellular component: mitochondrion. NCBI's taxonomy places the organism in Eukaryota, Fungi, Ascomycota, Eurotiomycetes, Eurotiales, Aspergillaceae. Gene Ontology annotation, biological process: mitochondrial tRNA 3'-end processing. The coding region runs from base 1 to 3195 and encodes 1064 amino acids. The record is from RefSeq and is a predicted model, not a curated record. The transcript has a single exon.
AUGAAGGUCUACUACGAGGUUAUCACAACGCCGACCGCCGACACGCCCGGCACGGCCCUCUCUCUGCACUACCCCGAUAAACGAUAUUUCUUUGGUCAACUAUCAGAGGGCACACAACGCGCAUGCACGGAACGUGGAGUCAAGAUCGCCUCUUUGAGUGAUGUCUUUAUCACGGGACGGACAGAGUGGGCAAACACAGGUGGCUUGAUUGGAAUCAUCCUGACUCUUGCGGAUGCCAUUGCAUCUGGCAAUGCGGCCGUUGAGGAGGAAAACCGUAAAAAGGCCACUCGACGAGCGGCUAACCAAUCCCUGAAAAAUACAGACGGCCUUUCGGCCCCUAUAGCGGAAGAUGUGGUCAUUGACAAAAGUCAUUUGACAAUUCAUGGUACAACAAAUCUAACUCACACUUUGGCCACUGCUCGACGAUUUGUGUUUAGAAAGGGGACCCCCGUUUAUACGAAGGAGUAUGACACCGAUUCAGUUGCAAAGCAGGCCCGUAAUGGAUUGGAAGAUCCCUUUGAAACGCCUACAUGGUCCGACGCGAACAUCAAGGUUUGGGCACUGCCACUCAAGCCUGGCUCGCCAACUACUACCUUUGAUAUGCCUCCCCAAGCACGACCGAAAAGUCCACGGAAGCGGAGCUUGGAUGAAUUUCAAGAGUCUGGCCAACCUAGAACAGGCCUUGACCAGCGUGUUGCUGAUACCAUGGUGCGACAGUCGGUUGUAACGGAUAUGUUCAAUUCGACCUGGAAGAUGGAUGCACUCAUUGAGACUCCACUAGCGGAGGUAAAGAUGCCCGCGGCGAUGUUUGUGCGCAAUCCCGAGACAAAGGACUUGGAGCCCUACAAUGGCCCGAAGCCUGGCGAGGAUUUGCCGUUACCUGAUAUCAGAGUACUGGUCCGGCAGCCCUGGCCGGGAGCGAAGGUAGAAAGCUUGCCAGCCACCUCCCCCUCAAAUGAUGCGCUCUGCUACAUUGUUCGUAACCAUGAUAUCCGCGGUAAAUUUGAGCGGCUUAAGGCGGAGGCGCUGCGAGUUCCUAAGGGACCCUCUUACGCUGCCUUGACAAGGGGAGAAAGCGUGCAGUCAGAGGAUGGUAAAACGAUCACUCCGGAUAUGGUCCUGGGCCCGAACCGUCUAGGCAAAGGUCUUGCCAUCAUGGAUGUACCGUCAGUUGACUACGUGGAGUCUUUGGUAAAUCGACCGGAGUGGAAAUCUCCUGCAGUCACCACUGAACUUCAAUCGUUUAUUUGGAUACUGGGUCCUGGAGUGGGUGAUCACCCCAAGCUCCGUGAGUUUGUGGCGAGUAUGCCUCACUGUGAGCACACCGUGUCUAGCACAGACUAUUGUCCAAACUACUUGGCUCUUGCAAGCACCGGCGAAGCUGCUAUUCGAUUGGCUAGACUGAAGGGUGAUAGCUACUCUAUUCCUGUCCACGACAACGUGACUCUCCCACAGCAGCGGGCUUUCAUUCCCAAGCCUGCCUCUGCCCCUACUGAACUUCAAAAUUCUCCUUUCCAGCGCCUUGAACCUGGACUUGUCAUUGAUAUGGAGCCAGAAUUCAAAUUUAACAGAGAAGCGAUCAUUCCUCACGUGAAUACAGCCAAGACAAUUUUUCAGAUCCCCAAGGCCGUUGAGCAACGAAUGUCAGUCAUUCGCAAUCGUGUUGCGAAACCCAAAUUCCAGGAACAUUUAGAAUCUAUUCGAAAAGAUCUCCCUGGCGGAGAUGCUGAGAUUAUUGCGCUUGGCACGGGUUCAUCGUCCCCAUCAAAGUACCGAAAUGUCUCUGCCACUUUGGUGUAUGCUCCUGGCGCAGGCUACUACCUCCUGGACUGUGGUGAGAACACACUGGGCCAACUAGAGCGAGUUUUUACUCCCGAGGAGCUGCGAGAGGUUUUCAAAAAUCUUCGCAUGAUCUGGAUCAGUCACUUGCAUGCUGACCACCACCUGGGUACCGCCUCUGUUAUCAGGGCAUGGUACCAUGUGAAUUAUGGGCCUAACGCCAAACCUUCAAGCAACCCUGAAACAGACUUGGCUAAAAUAAUGCAAGAAAAACGCCUAUUCUUAGCUUCCGAUGAAAUGAUGAUCACCUGGUUGGAGGAGUACGCUUCAGUUGAGAAUUUCGGCUUUGAUAAGGUGCUUCCUCUCAGCGCUCAUCCUGAAGUAUCUGAAGACUCCAUCACUACAAAGUUUUCAUACAGACAUGCUCAGCAUGGCGGACCACCAUUCGGCCGGGAUGCGCCUGGCAAAACAAUCCUCGAUUUUAACGAUAAUUCGUCACCUCUUACACCUCUUCUCAAGUCAUCUACUGGGCUGAGUGACCUCUUGACCACCCACGUGAAGCAUUGCCGUGGUGCACUUGCCAUGUCCCUUGUAUUCCCCGAUGGGUUCAAGGUCUCAUACUCCGGUGAUUGCAGACCGUCGGAUAAGUUUGCUUCCAUUGGUCAAGGUUCCACAGUCCUCAUUCACGAGGCUACCUUCCAGGAUGACAUGGUAGGCUCUGCUAUCGCAAAGCGCCAUUCGACUGCUGGCGAGGCUUUGGAGGUUGGCCGCCGAAUGGGUGCUCGCUCCAUUCUACUCACGCAUUUCAGCCAGCGGUACCAAAAGAUUGCCCACGUGGAUCAGCGAGCUGGCACUAUGGCCCAUGAGGAUAUUGCGUCGACCAAGCAGGCUGCGGCCGCUGCAAAGAAAAAGUUGAAUAGCAGCGCGGACAUUCCCUUCGAUGAUCCCUUCGAUGAGCCGGCUGCUCCCGGGUCCGGUGCCAAGCUCCUAGAUGACAUUCGAUUCCCUACAAAAAGUCGUCCUCCUCUCGCUCGCAGCGAGUCUCAGGUGCCUCGUCAGAAUACUCCCGUUGCUGCAGCGAUGGAUUAUAUGCGUAUCAAGGUCCGAGAUCUUGCUCUCGCCCAGGCUUAUGCACCGGCUCUGGAGAAGCUUAUCGAAGUCAUGGAGCGACACUCUGCUGAGAAGUCUGCAUUUUUGAAGCAAAAGGCACAAGAAUUGGAGGAAUCUCGCAAAGCUAAGAACAAAAAGAAGUUCGGCGGCAAGAAGGCCGUAGCAGCAGCAGCUGUGGCUUCUACGGCUGCGGUGAUUGAGGAGGCUGAGGAGCAGAAACCCGAAGGGCAAAAGGCCCCUGCGCACUCUCUAUUUAGUGCCAGUGAAAGUGAAAGUGGAUGGGAGACAAGUGACUAUGAGGGCUAA